Molecule: messenger RNA, 735 nt
Organism: Annulohypoxylon truncatum
Lineage: Eukaryota; Fungi; Ascomycota; Sordariomycetes; Xylariales; Hypoxylaceae
Product: ribonuclease H1 small subunit
Exons: 2
Coding region: 95-562 (155 amino acids)
Biological process (GO): RNA catabolic process
Cellular component (GO): ribonuclease H2 complex
Source: RefSeq, a predicted model, not a curated record
UACGCGUUCUACCUAUCCUCUUAGUCCCCAUCACAUUUGAUGCUACCACUUACUCCAUACUCAACAUUUAGAAUCUAUGUAAAAACAGAAAAAGAUGGCGCAACCCGUAUUUACCGUUGAGUCUCAGGAAUCUAUCGCCAAAAAGGCCCAAGUCAACUUGUUGCCUUGUCGCAUACAUCAUGAUGGUGACGUCAAUCCGAUCGAUACAUAUUGGAAUCCGCAGGAUGGUCAAGACCAAACAAAAACGGCCUAUCUUAGAGGCCGGAAACUUCAGGGCAAAAUCGUAAAAUUACCAAACGGUUAUUAUGGUACCGUCGUUGAGAAGUCAGAGCCAAAGAAGCCCGAGACGUCAAGCGAUGAAGAAGAAAUGACCGAGGUCAUUGAAAUACGAGACGACGAAGACGAACAACUCGAAAUGGGUGCAAUGAAAGGGAGGGCGACGUUUGAUGAACUCAUGAUCUGGAAUCACGAAUCCCUAGCCAAUUCUAGUGAAGACCCCUAUCUAAGAGGCAUGGAGGAAUGGAUAUCCUUUGCAGAGCAGGUCUGUCCAACUACACAUUGAGUAUAAGACUUAAAAGAUUCUAAUUAAUUAUCUGCAGAUACAUUCAUACCCGUCUGAGAAGCCUUCAGACAAGUAGCUAAACAAAAUAAUAUCAAGGUUGAUUCCAUGUAUAUACAUAGACAAGUUGACAUCCAUAGCAUGUGAUAGGAUAAGGUACUAUAGGACACCGUGUA